Messenger RNA from Grus americana (Whooping crane), 1699 nucleotides. It is a transcript of the gene LDAF1, whose product is annotated as lipid droplet assembly factor 1. The coding region runs from base 432 to 902 and encodes 156 amino acids. Lineage: Eukaryota; Metazoa; Chordata; Aves; Gruiformes; Gruidae. The transcript has 5 exons. The record is from RefSeq and is a predicted model, not a curated record.
CUUAACGGGAGGGCCGGCGUCGGCAGCGCGGCGGAGCCUCGCAGGAGCGGGAACUGUUCCUCCGUUACCUCCCUCACCUUGGGCGGGCAGUGCCCCCCGCCCGCUGCGACGGGGCCCUCCCGGCCGCCAGCCGUGAGACCCGCGGCGGGGCCCCCUCAGCCCACCGUGGCCUCCGCCCGCUUGGUGCGGAGCCUAGCGGGGAGACCCGCGCUGUGCCCCGGCGCUACAGGUCGGGGGAGGCCGAGGUGGCGGCCCGGUCGCUGCCGUUGAGCCGCCCGGGGACCCGCUUUAAGGGCAACGGCCGCGGGUAGCGGCAGCGCGCCUCGGCGCUGUCCGUGUGGCAGUGAGGGUACGGCGAGGAAAAAUUGGAUGGCUGAGUGAGAACUGGUUGGUUGUUCAGAAGAUCCAAGAUCGUGGCUGAGGAUUACAACAUGUCUAAAGAAAUGCAAGAGCUACAGAAGCAGUGGCACUCCGUGGUGCAGUCCAUCCACAGCAACUCAAAUGUUGUUGCAUUUAUGAAUUCUCGUGUUGGCCAGUAUUUAGAUGACCACCCUUUUGUUGCCUUGUCACUCCUGAUGUUUAUUGCAGUGUCUGCUAUUCCCGUUGCAUUUUUCCUGAUUUUUGUUGUUACAACAGCCAUAAUGGCCUGUAUCGGUGUGAUAGUUAUGGAAGGUGUUGUAAUAGCCAUAGGUGGCAUAACCCUCCUUUGUGUGCUGUGUGGCCUGGGUGCGCUUUCACUGGGAGUUUCUGGGGUACUGAGUGUUUGUUACAUCGUUCUUUCGUCUCUGGUCAACUACUGGUAUGCUUCAAGGGGUCAGAUGAAGCAAGAAGUUAAUGGAAGUUUGCCACAGAAGAGUCCUUCUGUCUUAGAUCUUUCUGCCAAUAAUGGAAAGAAUGAAUAAGUGGGUUUCUCCACACUUCCUUCGUAGGCACUUACUGUACUACUCUGACCUUUGCAAUGUAAUUGUUUACUCGUUGAGCAUUCAACCUUUGUGCACUCCUUAUGGGAACUGAAAAAAAAAAAAAUCAAUGUGCACCUUACAUUGUCACUGUAAAACUCAUAUUAAGAAUUACCAUUAAGCAGCAGUGCAUUGCAAUAUUAAGUCUAUGUGCAUAAUGGAAUGUUCCACAGCAUUUGGUAAAGGGAUGUAAUAAUAACAGCUACUGUUAAGUCGGUGACAAUUAGGUGAAAGAAAGGGUAGGUAGGUGUUUGACUUCCCAUUUGGUACUGGAGUUCUGGAUGUACUACCGGUUGAAAUCUGUAUGCAGCAGUUGGUCAUUUUGAUACGUAAGUGUCAAAGCUCAGAACACCAGAAAUGUUUUUUGAAUGUUAAAAAAUAUUUUUAAGCCUUAACAGCCUUUGUUAAAAUAGUAUGAGCAUACCAUGCUAAUGCUUUAUUAUAAGAGGAAAAUUGGGUUUUAUCAUAAGUUAUGGGAUAAGCUUUUUAUAUACCUUUAGAUGUUGCAACAUUCUGAAGGGAUAUUUUCCUUGUUCUCAUUGCCUCAUCCCAUCAAUGGUAUGCAACUAGGUCUUGCUUUUUGUCAUGUUUGUUUAGGUAUUUAAAUGCCCUGGUUUCUUUCUCAGUUGUAACUCCUUGUAUAUUAUUUAAACUUUCUUCAUUUUUGCAAAUGCUUUAAUAUUUCUAAGCAUUAAUAAAGUAUCUAACUAUAUUAGUUUAAUAAAGUGCUGUUUGUUUAA